GAGAGAGAGGCUUCUUCCAACGAGAUACGUCCCUCUCUCUCUCCUCUGCUCUUCCCUCCUCUGUCGCCGUAGUGGUAAGGAAACCACGUCCUCAAUCUCUCCUCUCUCUCACCCUGGUUCUCUCUUCCCUCUCACUUACUCUUUCUAUGUGAGUUUCUGCCUGUCCAAUUAUCAAUCGAUUUCAUAAUUGGUCCCUAGCCCCUUAACAAAAUCGAUUUCAUGAGAGGAGCCAACGCACUAGGAAAAUCAUGAGAAAAAACGCGCAGACCCCACUAAAAAAACCAAGAAAAAUCCAAUUGAUAAAGGCUUGUAAGGGAAAACCCACUUCCAUCAUAUGUUUUGAUGCGAAAAUGAGCAGGGAACAAGGGAGAAUUAAGGCUUUUUUCUGAACAAUAGAUGGCUUGUAUAUGUAGGUGGAAUGUGGGUUGAGUCUGGAUUGGUUAUUUAUUUGGGGGCAUUUCUUUUGUUACAACGAGCUAUUUCAUUGAUGACCAGAUACAAACUUUCUAAAGACCUUGGUGUUGCUAAAGACCUUGGUGAUAGUGUUGGGUUUCUUACAGGGAGCCUCUCUGCAAUUUUGCCACUACUGUGCUGUCUCUCUAGACUAGAUAACGAGCUAGGGCAUCCGAUAUCCUGCUCUCUCUCUAAGUUGGAGAACGAGUAUUCCAGGUCUUUCAUUCUCUCACUAUGUACCCAGUGAUUUCAAUGCAAACGGUGAUUAUUCCAAACAAGUGCAAUGAAAGGCUGGUUGGACUGUUGCAUGAGGCUGAGUCGAGGCCAAUUAUUGUCUUGUGCCAUGGAUUUCGAUCAUCAAAGGAUGACAGUACCAUCAAGGCCCUCACAACAGCUUUAACUAGAGAAGGAAUCAGUGCAUUUCGCUUUGAUUUCUCAGGAAACGGGGAAAGUGAAGGAUCAUUUCAAUAUGGAAAUUACUGGAAAGAGGUGGAGGAUUUGCGUUCUGUGGUUGAAUACUUUUCUGGGGCUCAACGUAAAACUAGAGCUAUUAUUGGGCACAGUAAAGGUGACCUCCAGUUGUUUAACGGGAACAUUGUUGGAGGAAAUGCGGUGCUUUUAUAUGCUUCCAAGUAUCAUGAUGUUGACACUAUGGUUAAUGUUAGUGGGCGUUUUGAUUUGCGUCAAGGAAUUGAGGGUCGCUUAGGUAAAGGCUUCAUGGAAAAGAUCAAGAACAGCGAAUUUAUUGAUGUCAAAGACAGGAAUGGGAAAUUUGACUACCGUGUUACAGAAGAAAGCUUGAUGGAUCGCCUAAAUACAGAUAUGGGUGUAGCUUUCUCCAUGAUUGCUAAACAUUGCAGUGUCUGGACCAUUCAUGGCACAAAGGAUGAAAUUAUUCCCGUGGAAGAUGCUCUAGAGUUUGACAAGCUAAUCUCGAACCAUAAACUGCAUAUAAUAGAAGGAGCGAACCAUGUCUAUUCCUCUCAUCGGUCAGAAUUAGCAUCCACUGUAGUGGACUUCACAAAAGCUGGUUAUCAACCAGAAAACCAGCAGUCAGAGCAAGUACCAUCUUGUGCAAGAACAAGAUUAAUUUUGUCCAGAAUUUAAUGCAAUUAUAACCAUGGGGAUCGAAUUACAGUGCAAUUAUAACUUGAUGGAGUGUUUGA
Amborella trichopoda is the source of this 1619-nucleotide messenger RNA. NCBI's taxonomy places the organism in Eukaryota, Viridiplantae, Streptophyta, Magnoliopsida, Amborellales, Amborellaceae. The record is from RefSeq and is a predicted model, not a curated record.